AUGACCUCCAAGAAACAGAAACCGAAUCUCACUUUGGCAAUUCCUUCCAAUGCGUCGGAACUCUCGCGCAUCGAAACAGCGACCAGCAACAGCUCCGGCCACAGCAGUGAUCGAUGCUUCAGUGUGCCUGGUUCGCCUGAUAGCACGACCAAUUCUUCCAUACCUUCAAUGGACAAGCGUUACCCGUCGACCGCUGGCAACGAUGGCUAUUCCAUCUUUUAUCUAAGGAUGCCCAAUGGCAAUUGGCGAGUACGUGUCCGUACGGCCGAUCGCAAAAUAAUCCACACUUAUGAAAUUGAUGGUACCAUGAUAUAA
This is a messenger RNA of Radiomyces spectabilis, 315 nucleotides long. RefSeq lists its product as uncharacterized. The coding region runs from base 1 to 315 and encodes 104 amino acids. The transcript has a single exon. Lineage: Eukaryota; Fungi; Mucoromycota; Mucoromycetes; Mucorales; Radiomycetaceae. The record is from RefSeq and is a predicted model, not a curated record.